This is a messenger RNA of Chanos chanos (milkfish), 2155 nucleotides long. It is a transcript of the gene crbn, whose product is annotated as cereblon. The coding region runs from base 13 to 1347 and encodes 444 amino acids. Lineage: Eukaryota; Metazoa; Chordata; Actinopteri; Gonorynchiformes; Chanidae. Gene Ontology annotation, biological process: protein ubiquitination. The transcript has 11 exons. Gene Ontology annotation, cellular component: Cul4A-RING E3 ubiquitin ligase complex. The record is from RefSeq and is a predicted model, not a curated record.
AAAUAGACGGCUAUGGCUGCUGAGAGGGCUGGAGGAGACAACAACAAUAACGAGGACAUGGGGAACCAGUUACAGCUCUUUCCAGAAAACGAGGAAGAGGAAGAGGAUGACAUGGAAACAGAGGAUCGUGAUGGAGAAGAUGCAGAAAAGCCAAAUAUUAUCAACUUUGACCCCAGUCUGCCCACAUCGCAUGCAUACCUGGGCUCAGACAUGGAGGAGUUCCACGGGCGGACACUUCACGAUGAGGACAGUGUCCAGAGCCUGCCUGUUCUUCCUCACGCCGCACUCAUCCUCAUCCCCGGACAGACGCUGCCGCUGCAGCUGUUCCGACCCCAGGAGGUCAGCAUGAUCCGCAACCUGGUCAGUCAGGACCGCACCUUCGCCGUGCUCGCACACAGUCCUGGUGAAAGCGGUGAGUUAGAGGCGGAGUUUGGGACGACAGCGGAGAUCUAUGCAUUCCGUGAGGAGCAGGAGUACGGCAUUGAGACGGUCAAGGUCAAAGCCAUCGGCCGUCAGCGCUUCAGAGUCCACGACAUACGCACACAGGCGGACGGGAUUCGGCAGGCGAAAGUGCAGAUCUUGCCUGAGAGAAUUCUUCCAGACCCUCUGUGUUCACUAAACCUGCUCUCCCGUUUACAUAUCCACAGUCCUGUGUCUAAACACACACACACACCACCCCAGGGCCAGCGCUGCCGCACAUGCAGACAGAGGAAGCUCCGCUCUGCUAGUAUGACAUCAUGGCCUCCUUGGGUUUACGCCCUCUAUGACUCGGAGACUUUGAUGAGUCGAGUGAAGAAACAGCUCCAUGAAUGGGACGAAAAUCUAAAAGACGAAUCGCUCCCAACAAAUGCCAUAGAUUUCUCUUACAGAGUGGCAGCCUGCUUGCCCAUAGAUGAUGCUCUCAGGCUGCAGCUCCUGAAGAUUGGCAGUGCCAUACAGAGACUCCGCUGUGAACUGGACAUCAUGGACAGGUGCACUUCUCUCUGCUGCAAACAGUGUCAAGACACAGAGAUAACCACCAAGAACGAGAUUUUCAGUUUGUCUCUCUAUGGGCCCAUGGCGGCCUAUGUGAACCCACAUGGCUAUGUACAUGAGACUCUGACUGUCUACAAGGCCAGUAACCUCAACCUGAUUGGACGACCUUCCACUCUGCACAGCUGGUUCCCUGGAUAUGCAUGGACCAUAGCGCAGUGUCGAACCUGUGGCUCUCACAUGGGCUGGAAGUUCUCGGCUGUGAAGAAGGAUCUGAGUCCGCCUCGUUUCUGGGGUCUCACGCGCUCAGCGCUCUUACCCACAAUCCCACAGGGCGAGGAGGGCGUGGAGGGGUCGCGGUUGCUCUGCCUGUGAUCUCCACCUGACAUCUGAUCUCAUAGCUCACAGCAAACACACACACACACACACACACACGCUCACACUCCAGAGGUGUCCGCAACUCCCUGAAACACUGAACUCUUAACAGAGAGAGACAGAGAGAGAGUGACAGAAAAGUACAGAGGAGAGAAGUAGGGAGAGAGAGAAACAAGAGAACUGGAGGAAAACCAAAAACGAAAACGUGGAGGGGGCGAGAGACAACGAGAGAGAGUUAAAGAGAGAGAGAGAGGAGGAAGACGAGGGAUCAUGUGAUGAAGGCAGAAACAGAAACAAAAACAGACACAGGAAAAAAGCGAGAGAAAGAACCUUUUCCCUUCCAUAUUACAAUGAAACGCAUUGUAUAAACUUGUCACACAUGCUCUGUCCAAAAAAAACAAACAAACAAACAAAAAAACACAACAACCAACAGCAUAAAACAGUAAAGCACUUCAGCCACUGUCCGCUGCCUUUUCAUUUAGUCCAGCACCCUCUCGUUCUUAAUCUGAGGGUUUGUCUUGUCACGUAGGGAGAAGAGUUUGUGAUUCACUGACAUCUUAAAACCCAAACAGAACAGCGCCGUUUCUUCAGAAUUCUUUUCCAUUUCUUUGUUUCUGAGUUUUGAAAAUGGUCGUAUGUUUGAGUGAUUUGAGCCAAAUGAGCGUUGAAUGCCUUUUUAAAAAAAAAAGAAAGAAAGAAAGAAGGAACGAAAAAAGUGAAGGAGCUACUUUGCAAAAGCUCUCUAUUGGCUACAGUGAGCUGGUGUCAUGGUUUGAUUGACAGCAGGUUCUAGAAGCCUUUGCGUGUG